Molecule: messenger RNA, 717 nt
Organism: Oikopleura dioica
Lineage: Eukaryota; Metazoa; Chordata; Appendicularia; Copelata; Oikopleuridae
Source: the annotation of a GenBank genome assembly
AUGGAUUUUCUUCGGCGGAGCGCUAUUUUUACGAAUUGUCUUUAUUUAGUUUCAGCGAUCAUUCUCGCCGUCUACAACACAAAGGACUACACUGAACACGAAUUCGAUAUUUUAGACUUGAUAACUAUCCAUGCUGACAAAUGGAGCUGGCUCAUUACGUCACUUCUUUUUGCCGGAGGAGCCUUGACUCUAGGAGCAUUUACUAUUUUCUACUUAGGAAUAUCUCAUAUUCAAUGGAAAUCGAUUCGAACAACUCACUGGCCAAAUCUGCAUCGCGAGCUUUUCGAUGAACUGUCUCCAGCAGGAAAUUCGACUUGGGAUGAGCUCCAAAGAAAAUACCAGUGCUGUGGCAUAAAUGGAUCCGCCGAUUUUCUCGGAUCAGCGUGGGCCGCCUAUGAAGAGAAUCUCUACAAUGCGGUCCCGCGAAGCUGUUGCAAGGACGAGAAUAAUUUUCAUAAAUGCGAAAUUGAAGGACUUUGGUCACAAAUCCACCAAAUCGGUUGUCAAACUGUGUUAUCUACUGCUCUGUAUGAGCUUAGCUGUCAGACUAAGAUAAGACUAGUUGUCCUCUCUCUUGGGGAGUCCUUGCUGUUCAUCCUUUGCCUACUGAAAAUUAUGAUUUGGAAAAGGGGAAAAGAAGAACGUAGUAGAAAAACAACGGACAAGCUAAUCUUCAAGAUUGCCGACUUCUACCGUCGAUUUAACAACCAUCAGUAA